UCCAGAUCACAUGAUUAUGUAGAAACAUGAAACUUGACGAUGUGCUCCAGCAAGUUUUACUUCCCUAGUGCAGGCGUGUUCGCCAGCAGCCUGAGCUCUCUGAAGUCACGUCCAGUGACUGGAACCCCUGAGCACAGAGGCUUGCCAUGCUGCUCCCCAGGAGGGUCAGGAGUGGCUGACCUUCUCUGACCUCCGGACAGUGACGUGAGAGUCUCACCAGAAAGAAUGGACAAGCUCAACAAGAUAACUGUCCCUGCCAGUCAGAAGUUGAGGCAACUUCAAAAGAUAGUCCAUGAUAUUAAGAACAAUGAAGGUGGCAUCAUGGACAAAAUCAAAAAGCUAAAAGUCAAAGCUCCUCCUAGUGUUCCUCGAAGGGACUAUGCCUUAGAGAGCCCUGCAGACGAGGGAGAGCAGUGGUCUGAUGAUUUUGACAGCGACUAUGAAAACCCAGACGAGCACUCGGACUCGGAGAUGUAUGUGAUGCCCGCGGAGGAGAAUGGGGAUGAUAGCUAUGAACCACCCCCCGCUGAGCAUGAGAUGAGGACCAUCCACCCAGCUCUGCCCUUCACCAGGGGCGAGUAUGUAGGUGAGGCCAUCCCCCACCCCAUGUCUGGAUCACAGAGGGAAGGGCCUGAGGGUUUUGGAAUUUCUCCUAGGAAGUUCACACAGAACAUGGGUGCCUUUUCACCCGUGAUCGCAAUGCUAAGCCUGAUGUUUCCUUCUCUGCUGAAGGACCCAUCCUCAAGAGUUCAGACUGCUGAUUAUGUGGUCCCUGUGGAAGACAAUGAAAACUAUAUUCACCCCACAGAAAGCGGUCCACUUCCAUCUGAAAAAGCUCCCUUGGUGAACAGAUCGACCAAACCAAAUAGCUCCUCAAAGCCCACACCUCUUCCGGGGACACCUUCAGGUCGGAACAGCGGAGCCUGGGAUUCCAAGUCAUCUUCACCCUCGGUGCCAUCCCCACUGCCCAGGGUCGGGAGGAAAACAGCUACCCCAUUGAAGAUAACUCCAGUUGCCUCUCAACAGGCCACGUCAAGUGUUUGUGAAGAAAAGCCUAUCCCUGCUGAACGCCACCGAGGAUCUAGCCACAGACAAGAAGCUGUCCAGUCACCAGUGUUUCCGCCUGCCCUCAAACCUCUCCCUCAGAAACCGAUUCCUCUGCCAAGAUUUCCAGAAGGGGGAAGCCCAUCUGUGGAUGGACCAUCCCCUAACUUUUCAUCGAAUCCCACUUUUUCAGUUCAGGAAGCUGAUGUUCAUUCUAAACCCUGGUAUGCUGGUUCCUGUGACCGGAAGUCUGCUGAAGAGGCGUUACAUAGAUCCAACAAGGAUGGAUCAUUUCUUAUUCGGAAAAGCUCUGGUCAUGAUUCCAAACAACCAUAUACACUAGUUGUAUUCUUUAAUAAGCGAGUCUAUAAUAUUCCUGUGCGAUUUAUUGAAGCAACAAAACAAUAUGCUUUGGGCAGAAAGAAAAAUGGUGAAGAGUACUUUGGAAGUGUUGCUGAAAUUAUCAAGAAUCAUCAACACAAUCCCCUGGUUCUUAUUGACAGUCAGAAUAACACAAAAGAUUCCACCCGACUGAAAUAUGCAGUUAAAGUUUCCUGAAGAGAGAAAAAGGUGGUUAAAACCAUUGCUUCAAACAUUUUCCACAGCUUUUUCCUUUUUAGAUAAACUUCCAAAACAUCACAUUUUUGGAUUAUUAAUUAUCAGUAGUAACACAGAAGAGGAAAACAGCUAUUGAGUUGUGUGCAAUACUCACCUGAACUGAUCAAGCUGAUGAAUGCAUACCUUGGGAGGUAGAAUUGUGCUAACAUUCUCCAAAUAAACAUAUUUUUUAAAAAAA
Molecule: messenger RNA, 1840 nt
Organism: Dipodomys ordii (Ord's kangaroo rat)
Lineage: Eukaryota; Metazoa; Chordata; Mammalia; Rodentia; Heteromyidae
Gene: Blnk
Product: B-cell linker
Exons: 17
Coding region: 226-1602 (458 amino acids)
Biological process (GO): cell surface receptor protein tyrosine kinase signaling pathway; intracellular signal transduction
Cellular component (GO): cytoplasm
Source: RefSeq, a predicted model, not a curated record